GAUAGCGGGGGAUCCACUGCAUUUCAUUACGCUGCCAGAUAUGGACACGAGGAUAUCCUGGAAUAUCUGUAUGACGUAGAUUCAGAGACAAUAACAACAAAGAAUCAUGGCGGCAGAACAGCCGUGCACUGGGCUGCUCUUCAUGGUGAGAAAAAGAUUUUAAGUUGGAUCUUUCAGAAAGAUCCUGCUAUCUUCGAAGUGGUGGACAAAGAUGGUUGCAAUGCAGCACAUUUUGCAGCAACGAAUGGCCAUUUAUCAGUUUUCCUGUUUCUUGCUGCAAAAAUGCCAGAUCUCAUCCGAAGUCCCGACAAUGAUGGCCGUACUCCCGCUCAUAUUGCUGCAAGCAAUGGACAUGAAAACAUCAUUGAAGCUUUGCACGCCAAGAGACCCAAUCUUUUGAUGGCAAAAGACUAUAUCAAUGCCACCCUAUUGCAUUAUGCGGCGAGCGGUGGAAGAUAUCAAGUUGUUGAGUUUCUG
This is a messenger RNA of Guillardia theta CCMP2712, 477 nucleotides long. RefSeq lists its product as hypothetical. The annotation marks the transcript as partial. Gene Ontology annotation, cellular component: plasma membrane. The transcript has a single exon. The record is from RefSeq and is a predicted model, not a curated record. Gene Ontology annotation, molecular function: protein phosphatase 1 binding; protein phosphatase regulator activity. Lineage: Eukaryota; Cryptophyceae; Pyrenomonadales; Geminigeraceae.